Messenger RNA from Paralichthys olivaceus (Japanese flounder), 2577 nucleotides. It is a transcript of the gene cdt1, whose product is annotated as chromatin licensing and DNA replication factor 1. Gene Ontology annotation, biological process: DNA replication preinitiation complex assembly; DNA replication checkpoint signaling; mitotic cell cycle. Gene Ontology annotation, molecular function: DNA polymerase binding; DNA binding. Gene Ontology annotation, cellular component: nucleus. NCBI's taxonomy places the organism in Eukaryota, Metazoa, Chordata, Actinopteri, Pleuronectiformes, Paralichthyidae. The record is from RefSeq and is a predicted model, not a curated record.
AACUUAGUUUCUCCUUCCUGUGAAGUGUGGGUACUUCCGGUUUUUUUGACCCAUUGUUGACGCUCGGUAUUUAUAUCUCCGCAGGUUGCGUUGUGAGUAGAGUUCCUCAGUUUGUUAUCGCUCCUGCAGUGGAAGCAGCAUGUCUCAGGCCCGGGUCACGGACUUCUUCUCCCAGAGAAAGAGCGGCACCGCUCACCCGGGGAAAGCCGCCAAGCCACGCAGCCGAGGCUCCUGUGCUCUCAACACCGGCGUCACCAGCAAACGCACAAGGUCUGUGAAAAAUAAAGAAGCGCCUCUCUGUUCCUCCUCUGUCCACGAAGAGUUUGUCCGAGUUAUCGACGAGGCCGCGGGGCUGAACGAUGGGGAGUCUACCGGCAGCAACGCCGCGACGCGUCCCCCCUCCAGUCCCCGGACACCGAAGAGGACCUCGGCCGACGCACAGUUUGACCUCGGGGCUGCGGUGUUGUCUGCCACCGCCGAUCACAGCACGGCCAAGAAGAAACGACAAGAGCAGGCCGUCAGAGAGGCUGCGGUCCCGGAGAGAACCAAGAGGAGGACGGCCAGGAAGAAGCUGGUUCUGCCUCAGGACUCACCGCAGAAGGCAGCUCAGCCCCCGGCCAGUGAGGUGACCCCACAGCCCCCGUCUCCAGCAGCCUCCGUGUCAGGACACAGUGCUGAGAAGCACACAGUCAGCUGUGGGAACACUGGGGGACAGACCAGCAAGGCUCUUUCUAAAGAAGAUAUUGCGGCCCUCAAGUCUCGCAUUCAGAAGAUCAAGAAACAUGCAGAGGAAAUAACCAGAACAGCUUCAGUUUCCAAUUCCUCGUCUCCAGCUGGCCCAGCACCCAACUGUACGAAACCCAUUGACCCCAAAACCACUACGUCCCCCAUCACUGAUGCAAAGACCGUUGAGCUCACUGUUGCACGAGUCAAACAGCUUGCAGCUAAAGCGCAGAGAAGAAAGGGGGAGAGAGAGGCAGAGGAGAGCGAACAGAGUGAGACAGUAACCCAGGGCAGUGCUGAGCAGCCAGCGUACCAGCGGUACCACACCCUUGCCCAGGCAGCCCCCCCAGGCCUCACCCUGCCAUACCAAUACAAGGUGCUGGCUGAGAUGUUCAGGAGCAUGGACACUGUGGUUGCCAUGCUGCACAACCGCUGUGAGACGGUAACCUUUGCCAAGGUCAAACAAGGAGUUCAGGACAUGAUGCACAAGAGGUUUGAGGAGAGCCACGUUGGUCAAAUAAAGACAGUGGUUCCUGAAGCCUACACAUUCAGACAAGAGAAGAACAUCCCAACCUUCAACAGCAGCAUUAAGAAGGGCAGCUACCAGCUCACUGUGGAGCCUGUCAUUCUCUCUGAUCAAAAUGAAGCGCGUCCUGUCCUGUCAGCCUCUCGUCUCCUGGAGAGAAGACACAUUUUCCACUGGAAUCUGGUUGACAUUGUCAAACAGCACCACAAGGAGUUCCUGUCUUCGAUUGUACCUCCAGUGUCUGUCCCAGAAGACAAACUGACCCGCUGGCACCCUCGCUUCAAUGUGGACACUGUCCCAGCCAUCCUAACGAGCGCUCUGCCUCAGCCUCCUCAUACCGAGAGACUAGCCACAGCUCAGGAGGUGCUGGAUAAGGCCCGCUCACUCAUCACACCCAAGAUGGAGAAGGCUCUAGUAUCUCUCUCUCUGAAGACAGAAGAUAAAGCUGUAGAGAAAGACCCAGCACCCCCUCCGACACCAGCUCCAUCUGCUGCUCAGGUCCCAACUGCCCUGAAAGGAGUGUCUCAGUCCCUGCUGGACAGGAUUCGAGCAAAGGAGGCCCAGAAACUCCAAGCAACCAUGACCCGAAACCCUUCCCAGGAGGAGCGUCUGGUGAUGAUGUCACGCCUCGGGGAGCUGGCAAGGCUUCUGCGGAUGGUUUUCGUGUCAGAGAAGAAACAGGCUUUAAUCAUGGAGGUGGCCUGUAAUAGGAUGGUGGCCAGCUACAGGUCAGCUCUCAGCACAGGUGAAAUGGAGAAGCAUAUUCGUCUGCUGGCAGAAGUUGCUGCUGAUUGGCUGACUAUCCAUCCAAUCAGGAAGGACUUCUACCUGAAGUUGAACAAGAACAUGGAGCUCAGCUUGGUUCUGGACAAACUGAACAGAAGACUGAGUGAGGAGGAGAGACUCUGAGAGACUUCACAUUCAGGCUGAAGUGUUGUGAGCCAACUACUUUCAUGUGCCAGGUGAUUAACAUGUUCAGCAGUGUGUUUUGUGCUGAUUUCAGGCUGUUGGUAUAAAAAGAUUCAGAGUGCUCUAUGCAAAGUUCACCAGUGCUUCCUAAUAACCUGGAGUCACACUGGACUGACCAGACUUGGUCUUUGUAUACUCUAUAAGCUCCUGUGUUGUAAACAGGCUGUUUUAACCACACUUGUGUUUUUUUGUUUUGUUUUUUUUUUCUUGAUGAAAGUAUAAUAUCAAUGCGCACAGAUCUGCAUCCAGUCUUUGUUGGGAUCAGUUUUCUAGAAAGAACAACUGAGUGUUUACAUUUUUAAAUUGCUGUUUGAUAAUGUUGAAAUAAUACAAAGGUUUGUCAAAAUUGUACUGUCUCC